Molecule: messenger RNA, 422 nt
Organism: Ixodes scapularis (black-legged tick)
Lineage: Eukaryota; Metazoa; Arthropoda; Arachnida; Ixodida; Ixodidae
Exons: 2
Coding region: 38-415 (125 amino acids)
Source: RefSeq, a predicted model, not a curated record
UCCGAGAACGCGCGAGGCAUUCGCGCCAGGAAUCAACAUGGCCGUCUUGCCAACGGCAAGCGGUCGCCUCUGCACAGCGCUGCUUCUGUUGGUGGCGCUGGGUUACGCGAGUGUCCACUCUUACGACACCGAGGACGUGCAGGCCGGCGGCCGGCAGCAAGAGCUCGAAGUGGUCGGUCGUAUUCUGAGCGUCUUCGCCAAGCAGGAGAAAGACCCCUGCAUUCCGCGGGGAAGAAUCCUGGCCAUCAUACAGACGGCAAAGCCCAGGUACAAUGCAACCCUUUCAGUGAUCAUGGUAUUCCUAUCCAACCUAGUUCUGGCAUUCAACGUCUUCGUGAUGGUAGCCACGCGCUACCUACGCUUCGACAUCCGCAACAGCAUCGUAAAGAUCCUUCAAGAAACGGCAGACUCGUAGGGCUACG